AUGAUCUCAAAAUUAAAGGAAGAAGGUGCUCAUGAUGAAGCAAAACAAAGGAAGGGGAAAAUGAAGAAAGCAAGAACGUGUUCAAGACAAGGGCAAUUUCUAAGAGGCAAUCCAAGAAUUUUUAGGGUUUCACCAUUUUUUGGAGGUAAAGAUAGGCACAGCAAAGUUUGUACAAUAAAAGGGUUAAGAGAUAGAAGGAUUAGGCUUUCAAUUCCAACAGCAAUUCAACUUUAUGAUUUGCAAAACAAACUUGGUUUAAGCCAACCCAGCAAAGUCAUUGAUUGGCUUAUUGAUGUCACAAGGUUUGAAAUUGAUAAGCUCCCACCACUCCCUUUUCCAAAAGAUUUUGACCCAAAUGCUUCAAUUCUUCAUCAUUCUGAUAUUGGAGAUGCUGCUUUCAAGGCCAAAAAUGAAGAAACUGAUCACACACUUUUGGUUCAAACCAAUGACAUUAAUGGAGUCUGUUCCCAUUUUGAACCUCCAACCUUUCCAUUCCCCUUCAUGGACGAUCAGACUAAUUCAGCCCCAUUUUCCUUCUGA
This is a messenger RNA of Cucumis sativus (cucumber), 540 nucleotides long. RefSeq names its product transcription factor TCP5. Gene Ontology annotation, molecular function: sequence-specific DNA binding; DNA-binding transcription factor activity. The record is from RefSeq and is a predicted model, not a curated record. The coding region runs from base 1 to 540 and encodes 179 amino acids. The transcript has a single exon. Gene Ontology annotation, cellular component: nucleus. NCBI's taxonomy places the organism in Eukaryota, Viridiplantae, Streptophyta, Magnoliopsida, Cucurbitales, Cucurbitaceae.